Klebsormidium nitens is the source of this 3090-nucleotide messenger RNA. NCBI's taxonomy places the organism in Eukaryota, Viridiplantae, Streptophyta, Klebsormidiophyceae, Klebsormidiales, Klebsormidiaceae. The record is from the annotation of a GenBank genome assembly.
AUGGCUGAAGGACUCAAGGUAUCCAUUGAGAAGUUGGAUGUGGAUAACUAUACGACGUGGUCGCAGCAGAUGAAGUUUCUGCUGGUCCACAAGAAGCUCUGGAAGGGAGUGGCCGAUCCCGCAGGGGAUGCGGAUAGAACCGAGGAGGCAAAGGCUGUGAUAGGUCUAAACGUGCGGUCCCAGCACCUAGGGACGGUAACCGCUGCGGCGAACGCUAAGGUUGCGUGGGAUGCAUUGGAGGCGAUCUACAAAGGCAAGAGUGCCACUCGGAAGUUGCAACUCCGGCAAAAGCUAAUUACUCUCAAGCAAGGGUCCGGUGAGUCCGUGGCCGCCUACGUUGACAGGGCUAGAGACCUUGAGAGGGAAUUGGUGAGCGCGGGGUCGGAUGUGAAGCCGGAUGAUCUUGCCAUGUCCGUGUUGAGCGGGUUGUCUAAGGAGUACGGGACUGUGGUAACGGUCUUGAUGUACUCGGAUAAGCCGGUAACGGAGGGGGCAAUGGCAAGGGGAGAAAGGCUUCGAUGGCUUGCCACAAGUGUGGUGAGUUGGGGCACUUCGAGCGGGAGUGCAAGAAGGGGGCUCAAAGGGCCUCAAGGGUCAAAGGAGUCCGGAAAGCCAAAGUUCCGGAAAGGCCGCGAGUGCUACGGUUGCGGAAGCACCAACCACAUCCUCAAGGAUUGCCCCAAGGGAGGGGGAUCGGGGUCCAACCGCGGGGCCGCCUUCAUGGCGGGAGACGGAGUAGGGGCCGGGACGGGGAAGUGGGUUCUAGACUCGGGGGCCACCCAACACAUGAGCGGGGACAAGGGGAAGUUCACAACCCUCAAGAUGCUAGAAACCGGGUCGCGAAGAAUUCGGAUAGCAAACGGUACGUAUGUGGACGUAGCCGGAGAGGGGACGGUCGAGUUGCGGUGCCUAACGCCAACGGGCGUGAGGGUCAACACUCUUCUUGAUGUGUUGUAUGUCCUCGGCGUGGUUGAGAACCUCUUCUCGGUGACGAGGGCUACCGACGCCGGCGUGGUGCUUGGGUUCAAGCGGGGCGUGUGCCAAGGCUUCCUGAACGGUGAGAUCAUCUUCCGUGCGGAGCAAGGGAUGGGCUUGUUUGAGGUGUGUGAAGCGGAGCCCGAUGUGGACGCGUGCAUGCUUGUGAGGCAAGCCAAGACCGCGGAGUUGUGGCACCGGCGGCUUGGGCACGCCGGGUGUGAGAGUUUGGCUAAGAUGGUCGAGGGAGACCUAGUCCGGGGUGUGGGGGUGAAAGCCGAGGCGUUUCGGGAGAAGAAACCCUUGGUCAACGAAAUCCUGUCGAGAACGAGGUUAGGCUUAACCAGUCGUAAUCGUUACACGCGAGUGCUACGGUUGCGGAAGCACCGACCACAUCCUCGAGAAUUGCCCCAAGGGAGGGGGAUCGGGGUCCAACCGCGGGGCCGCCUUCAUGGCGGGAGACGGAGUAGGGGCCGGGGUGGGGAAGCGACGGUUCUAGACUCGGGGGCCACUCAACACAUGAGCGGGAACAAGGGGAAGUUCACAACCCUCAAGAUGCUAGAACCCGGGUCGCGGAGGAUCCGUAUAGCAAACGAUACGUACGUAGACGUAGCCGGAGAGGGGACGGUCGAGUUGCGGUGCCUAACGCCAACGGGCGUGAGGUUCAACACUCUUCUUGAUGUGUUGUAUGUCCCCGGCGUGGUUGAGAACCUCUUCUCGGUGACGAGAGCUACCGACGCCGGCGUGGUGCUUGGGUUCAAGAGGGACGUGUGCCAAGGCUUCUUGAACGCGGAGCCCGAGGUGGACGCGUGCAUGCUUGUGAGAGAAGCCGAGAGCGCGGAGUUGUGGCAUCGGAGGCUUGGGCACGCCGGGUAUGAGGGGUUGGCUAAGAUGGUCGAGGGAGACCUAGUCCGGGGUGUGGGGGUGAAAGCCGAGGCGUUUCGGGAGAAGAAACCCUUGGUGUGUGAACCUUGCAUCAUGAGGAAGCAAACCCGGGAGUCGUUUCCUAGGGAGUCGGACUCCAAGGGAAGCACGGAACCCCUCGAGCUCGUGCACAUGGACGUGUGCGGGCCCAUGCCGGUGGCGUCGCCCGGGGGGUGUAGGUGGUUGGCCACUUUCCUAGACGACUACACCAAGCUCUCGGUGGUGCAACCGUUGAAGAAGAAGAGCGAGGUGACGGAGGCCACGGAGAGGGUGUUUGCCCGGUUGGAGUUACAAUCCGGGAAGAAGGUCAAGUCGGUUCAAACGGACCGCGGCGGCGGGGAGUACGUCAACGAGAAGAUGACGCCUUUUCUCGGCAAGAAAGGGACGGUGCAACGCACUACGGCGGGGCACUCUCCCGAGCAAAACGGGUCGGCGGAGCGGUUGAACCGAACCCUAGAAGAGAGGGCGCGGGCUUUGCUAGAGGACGCCGGCUUGGGAGGGGAGUAUUGGGCGGAAGCGAUGGUGACCGCUAACUACACCCGGAAUCGGGUGCCCUCGAGCGUGCACGGGAAGACCCCGUACGAGAUGUUCUAUGGGGAGAAGCCGGACCUUAGCCACAUGCGGGUGUUUGGGGCGCGGGCCUACAUCCAUGUCCCUAAGGAAAACCGGAAGAAGUUGGAGCGGGUGAGCGAACGGGGGGUCUUCCUAGGGUAUAAGCCGAACGCGAAGGCCUAUCGGGUCUUGAAGGAGAGGACCGGAGUUGUGAUUGUCUCCCGGGACGUCGUUGUAGACGAGCGGGGGCCCUCCGGGGUCGUUGAGCUUGGCUCCGUCCCGGGGAAGGAGGAGGGGGGUGCUCGCGACCCUAGUCGUGUGAGCCCCCCGACUCAGAUGGGUGCAGGGGCUACCCCUACGGGGGAGGCCGGCACUCAGCCCGGUGCAGAAGCUACUCCUACGGGGGAGGCCGGCACCGGGAGCGAGGAGUCCGUUUUAACAGAGGGCGCCGAUGAGAGCGGCGAAGUCGUGGAAGAGCCGGUGGUCACCCCGGCGGAUUUGGGGGCGAGGAAAAACCCCCCUAGAGAGAGGAGAUUGCCGGAGCGUUUUAGGGUUAACCUCGCGGCGGAAGGGGUUAGGGAUAACCCACCAAAGGAGUCGGGGGAGCACCCGGAGCCUCAAGCUAUCAGGAAGCCGUAG